This is a messenger RNA of Haliotis rufescens (red abalone), 4848 nucleotides long. Its product is annotated as DET1- and DDB1-associated protein 1-like. Gene Ontology annotation, biological process: positive regulation of proteasomal ubiquitin-dependent protein catabolic process. The coding region runs from base 39 to 341 and encodes 100 amino acids. The transcript is spliced from 5 exons. Lineage: Eukaryota; Metazoa; Mollusca; Gastropoda; Lepetellida; Haliotidae. Gene Ontology annotation, cellular component: Cul4-RING E3 ubiquitin ligase complex. The record is from RefSeq and is a predicted model, not a curated record.
UUGCGCAUGCGCGAUUGGACAGGAAGUUUUUGGCCAAAAUGGCGGACUUUUUGAAAGGUCUCCCAUCCUACAAUGAGAGUAAUUUUGCUAAAUUCCAUACUGAUUCGGGGUGCAAAACCAGCAUUGGUAGACCUACCGUGUACAUCUCAACCAAAGACUAUCCCUCUGAGCAAGUGAUCACAACGGAGAAGACCAACAUCCUCCUCCGCUAUCUUCACCAACAGUGGGAUAAGAAGAAUGCCAGCAAGAAGAGAGACUCUACCAGGGCCAGUCUUGAGACCCCAGAGGGCAACUCUCCCAGUAAGAUGCCACGGUUAUCAUCCACUGAUGACAACUCCUAGUGCUGCCUGUGUAUGUGUGGUAGGACAACUGCAACACAUCAAUGUUCUCAGCACUGCCUCGUGGAGCAAACACUGUCGGUUGUCUGUGUCGGAAGAUGGAUUUUUGGGAAGUUGUAUUGAAAUAUGCCUGUUACAGUAAUGACUGGUCAGGCAUACUGGGCAUUAAGAUGGCAGCAGGAAGUUGCCAUAGUGUUGUGUAUUUGAUGAUGUUUAGUUGAGUGGGGGACAAGUGUUUGAUGUCACAUGGACAUGGAAGUUAAAAAGUCUGGAGCUCCACCAGAACAUUUUAAUUAAGCAGUGAGUGUAUAGGAUCUGGCAGGUUUGGACAGGAUUUAAGUGAAUGUUGAAUGGAGUUCAGCAUGAGCUGUUUUUACCUGAUCUUAUUGCUUCAAAGUUGCGCCAUUCUUCUUUCUUUGUAGUGCUGACAAAUACCCCACUUGGUCUCUUUUCUGUCUGAAGCUGCCAUACUGGCAACAUGUUGGUGUAUUGCAUUCGUGGUAAUGUGAGAUCCCUAUAUAAUCAGCAAGAAUUGUAUACGGUUUCUCAAGAUGCAUGUCAUCAGUUUUACAUAAAGUUUUUAAAGUUAAUUUUGCAGAACACGAACCUGCAAUGAGUUAAGCUUUGUGUUUGGCUGUUGAAAUAUAAAUAGUCAAAGCCGGUCAAUUUUUAUAUCAAAUUUAAAAAUCAACCAGAAAGUUAUACCUCCUAACAUAAUUGUUGCUGAAAACAGGGUGAUAUGUAUGUUAUUCAUUUACCCCAGACCUCUGAGAUCUGAGUUUGCGAGACUAAAUGUGUUCCGCUUGUUGGAUGGAGCAACCUCAUGGCGAAUGUCAGGGAUUCUUUCAUUUGUUUAAUGAUAGUGUGGUGAAAAUAAAACCUUGACUGAGGAAUAUUAAUGUGUACUGGCUCUUAUUAUGAUUUUCAUUGUAAAUAUCUUUGUAUAUAUUUUCUUUGUACAUAUUAAUUCUGUAUUAUUUGUCCUGUAACAGAUGUUUGUUUUAGACCAGGAACAUGAACAUUGUAUGUUACAAAGCAUGGCAACAUGUAGAAUAACAAUUCCCACCAGUGUUAUCAACUAGCUGUCUGUUGUAGCAUUUAUCAGGAGGUAGCAACAAGCAGCCCCUAUCUCAUUCCAACCCCAAUGUUACUUGAUCAGGAACUUGGAUUAUGACCACAGGAAAUCUGUUCCAAUCUGUUUGGAGGUAGCCUCAUCCUAAAUAUCUAUUCUAUCCCAGCCCAAAUUGUGUAGUAAGUACAUAAGUACAUAAGUGAUCUAUGACAGUUCAUGAUGUCAGUGACCUCACGUUCUUUGACCAGUCAAUGAGAGCCUGUUGGUGUCUGUAUACCAGUCAAUGUGGGCCUGCUGGUGUCUGUAUACCAGUCAAUGAGAGCCUGCUGGUGUCUGUAUACCAGUCAAUGAGGGAUUGCCAUGUCUGUAUACCAGUCAAUGAGGGAUUGCUGGUGUCUGUAUACCAGUCAAUGAGGGAUUGCUGGUGUCUGUAUACCAGUCAAUGAGGGAUUGCUGGUGUCUGUAUACCAGUCAAUGAGGGAUUGCUGGUGUCUGUAUACCAGUCAAUGAGGGAUUGCUGGUGUCUGUAUACCAGUCAAUGGGGGAUUGCCAUGUCUGUAUACCAGUCAAUGUGGGCCUGUUGGUGUCUGUAUACCAGUCAAUGAGGGCCUGCUGGUGUCUGUAUACCAGUCAAUGGGGGAUUGCCAUGUCUGUAUACCAGUCAAUGAGAGCCUGCUGGUGUCUGUAUACCAGUCAAUGAGGGCCUGCUGGUGUCUGUAUACCAGUCAAUGGGGGAUUGCCAUGUCUGUAUACCAGUCAAUGAGGGCUUGCUGGUGUCUGUAUACCAGUCAAUGAGGGAUUGCUGGUGUCUGUAUCCCAGUCAAUGUGGGCCUGCUGGUGUCUGUAUACCAGUCAAUGAGAGCCUGCUGGUGUCUGUAUACCAGUCAAUGAGGGCCUGCUGGUGUCUGUAUACCAGUCAAUGAGGGCCUGCUGAUGUCUGUAUACCAGUCAAUGUGGGCCUGCUGGUGUCUGUAUACCAGUCAAUGAGAGCCUGCUGGUGUCUGUAUACCAGUCAAUGAGAGUCUGCUGAUGUCUGUAUACCAGUCAAUGAGGGCUUGCUGAUGUCUGUAUACCAGUCAAUGAGAGUCUGCUGAUGUCUGUAUACCAGUCAAUGAGGGCCUGCUGGUGUCUGUAUACCAGUCAAUGUGGGCCUGCUGGUGUCUGUAUACCAGUCAAUGAGGGCCUGCUGAUGUCUGUAUACCAGUCAAUGAGAGCCUGCUGGUGUCUGUAUACCAGUCAAUGAGGGAUUGCUGGUGUCUGUAUACCAGUCAAUGAGGGCCUGCUGGUGUCUGUAUACCAGUCAAUGUGGGCCUGCUGGUGUCUGUAUACCAGUCAAUGAGGGCCUGCUGGUGUCUGUAUACCAGUCAAUGAGAGUCUGCUGAUGUCUGUAUACCAGUCAAUGAGGGCUUGCUGGUGUCUGGAUACCAGUCAAUGAGGGCUUGCUGGUGUCUGUAUACCAGUCAAUGUGGGCCUGCUGGUGUCUAUACCAGUCAAUGAGGGCCUGCUGGUGUCUGUAUACCAGUCAAUGAGAGUCUGCUGAUGUCUGUAUACCAGUCAAUGAGAGUCUGCUGAUGUCUGUAUACCAGUCAAUGAGGGCUUGCUGGUGUCUGGAUACCAGUCAAUGAGGGCUUGCUGGUGUCUGUAUACCAGUCAAUGUGGGCCUGCUGGUGUCUAUACCAGUCAAUGAGGGCCUGCUGGUGUCUGUAUACCAGUCAAUGAGAGUCUGCUGAUGUCUGUAUACCAGUCAAUGAGAGCCUGCUGGUGUCUGUAUACCAGUCAAUGAGGGCCUGCUGAUGUCUGUAUACCAGUCAAUGAGGGCUUGCUGGUGUCUGUAUACCAGUCAAUGUGGGCCUGCUGGUGUCUGUAUACCAGUCAAUGAGGGAUUGCUGGUGUCUGUAUCCCAGUCAAUGAGAGCCUGCUGGUGUCUGUAUACCAGUCAAUGAGAGCCUGCUGGUGUCUGUAUACCAGUCAAUGAGGGCCUGCUGGUGUCUGUAUACCAGUCAAUGUGGGCCUGCUGGUGUCUGUAUACCAGUCAAUGAGGGCCUGCUGGUGUCUGUAUACCAGUCAAUGAGAGUCUGCUGAUGUCUGUAUACCAGUCAAUGAGGGCUUGCUGGUGUCUGGAUACCAGUCAAUGAGGGCUUGCUGGUGUCUGUAUACCAGUCAAUGUGGGCCUGCUGGUGUCUAUACCAGUCAAUGAGGGCCUGCUGGUGUCUGUAUACCAGUCAAUGAGAGUCUGCUGAUGUCUGUAUACCAGUCAAUGAGAGCCUGCUGGUGUCUGUAUACCAGUCAAUGAGGGCCUGCUGGUGUCUGUAUCCCAGUCAAUGAGAGCCUGCUGGUGUCUGUAUACCAGUCAAUGAGAGCCUGCUGGUGUCUGUAUACCAGUCAAUGAGGGCCUGCUGAUGUCUGUAUACCAGUCAAUGAGGGCCUGCUGAUGUCUGUAUACCAGUCAAUGAGAGCCUGUUGGUGUCUGUAUACCAGUCAAUGAGAGCCUGUUGGUGUCUGUAUACCAGUCAAUGAGGGAUUGCCAUGUCUGUAUACCAGUCAAUGUGGGCCUAUAUUGCUAAAAGUGGCGUAAAACCAUACUCACUCACUGUAUUCCAGUCAGGGGGAACCUUUUUGAUGUCUUUAUUCCAGUUAAAUGAGAGCCUUCUGAUUCCCUUGUGCCAGUCACAUAGGAGCCUACUAGAGUCAAAAUAUCCAGUUUGAAUGAGGGCCUGCUGAUGCCAAUACUGGUCAAAAAGAUCCUUUCACAUUCACUUUUUACACAACUGAUAUUGAACAAGCAUGUGCUUAGCUGAAGCUCAUCUACCAGAAUCAUAUUGAUUCUGGCCACAUUUAUCUAACUAAAUUUGAGGAUUGACCACCAGGGAAAUAGGUUGCUAAACCUGACCAUGGACAGCAGAUCCAGAACAUAUCACCUUCCCUGAUGAAGCUGUUCUCUCUUCAGUUGCUGACAACCUAUUCAAGCCUGUCACUGGUUACUCCCAUUCUAUUGAACUCUCUUAUCAUAGGCUCUUUCAGUAAAGGGUCCAUUCCCCUUGGAACCUGUCUCUCACAGCAUUGGCUCCCCAUCCUGAUCAAGCCCAUUCAAGAAUCUCUUGUCAGUUGCUUCCUUCCCAUUGAAGGUUGUCUGUCAGAGCACCACAACCUCAUCCAAUAACUCUAUAAUCAGUGGCACAUGUCGAAUGUGAAGCCUUUAGGCCAAGUCUACUGUCACCCAUCCAGGAAAUUAGAACGAUGUGUUCAUUGGAUCAGACAUUGAUUGGCCAUGUAUAUAUAUAUUCACAUUGUUCGGUCUAUCAGUUACUGUUAUGAUUGCUUACAAUUUGUUAAAUUUCAUUUCUGCCAGAAACAUGCGAUUUGUAUUGUAAUCAUAUGUAAAUUCUUUCAUUUACUUGUAUUGUGCUGUCUCUGUCACCAUUAAAACUCUCUGUAAGA